This is a messenger RNA of Pyricularia oryzae 70-15, 1018 nucleotides long. RefSeq lists its product as uncharacterized. The transcript has 2 exons. The record is from RefSeq and is a predicted model, not a curated record. Lineage: Eukaryota; Fungi; Ascomycota; Sordariomycetes; Magnaporthales; Pyriculariaceae. The coding region runs from base 455 to 859 and encodes 134 amino acids.
UUCUUGUUGGUAUAAGGAUAGCUAGCGUAAUGUAUAUUGCUUCUGAUUCUGCUCAUUCCAUUGCGUAGGGUGCUGCCUCCCCCGAUGCAGCGCCCAGCCUUGAUCUAGGUUUAGUGUUAUCGAGGUCCCUGCAAGUGCACUCUUGUGAAUUCAGUGAAGUGCCUUCUCCAGAGGAUGCACAAGCAAUGUCGCUACCGGAAGCGCGCAACUCCUUCCCCGAGGUCGUGGUGGGUGGGGUGAAUGACCUUCUGGGGGGAGAAAAAAGCCCACCCCAGUUUCUUCGAAAAGCUGGAAUGUGAUAAAUUACCGACUUGAGCGGCGGAUCGAGCCGUGACCAGGCAGGAAAAAAAGAGGUGCAAUUUUUGCGAUCUAUUACACAAAGCUGCAUCGAUAGCGGAGUAUAUAUUGUGCACGCGUAAUCGAAUCGACAGCGUCCGACGGUACUUGGGUGAAUAUGUCAAGCAAAGCAGGCGGUUUUGGUCACCAAUUGAAGGUCUCCUAUCGGUCUUUUAAUCGACACGCCGCUUGCCACACGCAGCUGGUGGGCAAAAAGAGUGGUAAUAUUAAAGUAGGUGUCCCCUAUAAUGAGGCUGCUAAGGCUGCUCGCUAUAUGGCUGGCCAGCUGUUAUCCUGUGUCAUAUGGUUGGUAGUGGGUGUCCGGCAUGAUUGGAAGACUUCCGAGAUUUUCCCAGAACAAGCGUCACAACUUGCCAAGCAGGAAAUUGUUGACAGCCACAAGGAAAAGUCCCAAUGGGACUUCGAGCAGUUCACGCAAGCUCAACGCCUCUCAAAUGGCCAGCUCAUUAUGAUCCACCGUUGGCUGCAGCACCCUGUUUCUGAUCGGUCGGAUCCGAUUUGAAGAAGCAACGGCGAGGGGUGAACAUACUGGCGGGACCUUUGUGUUCGCGCCUAUUUCUAGUCACUAAAUCGGGCUAAGCGUUGAUACGCUCCAUGCAAGCCCUUGCCCAUCGAUCAAUAAUGGCGCCCAGUAAAUCUGGCGAAGCUGGGAGGAUCUUGG